GGCAUAUAUUUUCAAAGCCCUCGCAGCUCUUUGUGGCGCCGCUUGAGCACAAGGCUGCGUCAGAAUCAAGAAUUAUGGCUGAUCAUACGAAAACCACAAACCAUACGGACAGAGUUCCAACAAUGCCUACAGCCGCCGCUAUUGAAAGGCUCCAUCCAGCUCGACAACCCGCUGGUCCUGAAGGUUCCCCGUCAAGCCUCGAAUCUCAGGGGUUCUCACGGUCCUUGGGUGCUCAAAGAGCUCAAACUAUCACACGGCAAUCUAUCCCAGCUGAACAAUUACAAGCUACAGUCGAAGAGGCAAGAGAUGACAACAACCCUCACACGAUUAUCAGAUCCAAUCUCAACACCACAGCCGAUUCUGUCCACGCCACUCCCCGGAUUGCCAUGACCACAUUGAACACGGCCACGGCUCACCCUCGCACACAGGCGACUGUGCAGCCAGGCGGUGGGUCAUCUGCAAUUCUUCCUAUGCCGGGUCCCCUCACCAGCGCAUCAGGAACACUUCACGAGCAGUACAUCACACAGCCUUAUAUACAGCAAGGACUGCCUACCAUGAUCACCACAGGCUCCAGCUCAUUGAACGCAAUGGCCACAGCAUUCCACCAGCCAUACGUAUUCGAAUCUCCACGAGCUGCUUCCGAGCGCUUUGCUCUACUUUCAAACCUGGCUUUGUCAGGAAGUAUUGGACCAGCUGAAUACCAGGCCCUCCUCGCAGCACAUGGUAUCUGGGUGCCACCGGUGCUCCCGGUUCCUGCUCCCCAGGUAGUUCCAUCGACCUCGGCCGCGGCUCUGCAAGCCAGUGCUGCUCAAGGCAAUGCCCUUCUUGAGCACUCGACUGCUCCGCACCCCAUGGGUGUCUUCAAUCUUGGAACUCCAGUCGUUCUGCCGAGCUUUGCGAGAUCUCGCAGCGGCAGCGCAGUGCCACCGACGAUCACUAUCCCUGCACUUUUCAACGACACUAGCCAGGAGCAGCAAUCCGCGGCGGCGAUGCAGCACGGACUUUUGUCUCCAGCACACAUAGCUCUCAACAGCCCAUUUGUGGCAGGUCAUAUCCAAGUGCCGCCUACCAGUUCUGGGCAGAGAGCGGCCAGAUCGCCUCGGCUUCAGCAGCAGCAUGUCACGACCAACGAGCAGCUCAACAGCAAUCAUUUGCCAGAAGCACUGGCUCGGCUUGCGAGCUCCAGCCCGCUACCUGUGAUUGUCACUAGUCCCUCCCCGGGCGUGUGCUCUAGCCAACCCAGUUCGCGGUCCGAUGUCUCCAGCAACGCAGCCUGCAGGCCCAGAAGUGACGGGCUGACGCCUCGGACCUUGACACCAGCCCCAUCGACCGGCGCUCAGUCUAUCCAACAGAGCCCGGCCAACGUCGUGAGCAGCGGCCUACCGAAUGCAAAUGGGUUUUCGAGCGCCCACCUCUCUCCAUACUACAGGCCUGCAGUCCUCCAGGGAGCAGGCAGGUCGUUUUCGAACCAGCACACGGGACCAACAUCAUCCCUGUUGAUGCCCAACUACUCUCUAGGAAGCGCAAUGCCACAGGCAGCCGCCACUUCCCCGCGAGCACACAGCCAGCCUCCACGCCACGACCACUCUGCACAGCAGCCAGCCCCCAACCAGCGGUACUCUCACUCCCCUGCCACUGGCAUGACGCAGGUCAACUUCACCCAUGGCCAGGCAGUCACCCACGGCCCAACCUUCACUCCGAUGGAGGGACUGCGCAACCGGGCGUCGGACGACUUGGGCGAGGCCGAACGCAAGAAGUACGACGCCCUGCGGCGCAACCAGCUCGAAGCAACCGGCAUGUCAGCCAACUACAAGGGCGACCCGUGGCUGAUCAAGAACCGGUCUGCAGACAUCCCAGACGAGCAGAACACGGCGCUCUGGAUCACGAACCUCCCGCCGGACUGCGACCACCUGGCCCUGCUCUCGUCGGUCCGCGACUGCGGCAAGGUCUACGCGUGCGUCAUCAACGCCCCGGUCCGGGGUCAGCACCAGACGGCAGCGUGCAAGCUCGUCUUCUUCGACACGGCCGGCGCGAGGAGGCUCCUGGCCCAGUCCCGCGCGGGCGUGUUCCGGGUGCCCAACAAGGCCCGCACCGAGUUUUACAAGCCGCGCGUCGGGUACAACCGCAUCAAGACGAGUUCGUGCGACACCGGCGCCGCCAUGCCGCGGGCAGGAGGAAUGGGAACCGGCCACAAUGGUUGGAACCAUGACAUGCCGCCUCCCCCUUGUCCUUCGGGCCAGUACCAGUCCCGCUGCCUCCGCAUCACGGGCCCGUCCGCGCUCGUCAACGAGGCUCACCUGAUGCGCUUCUUCAAGGCCAAGUUCCAGUUCCAGCUCGAGUGUGUGCGCACGUUGUAGGACGACGGCGCCGACGCGCAGAUGGAGUGGCGCUUUGGCAGCUUCCGGUGCCAGUGCGAGUCCGCCCGGCAGGCCAUUGCCCGCGAGCGCAAGAACGACAAGAUGACCGCGGCCGAGAGGGAGCAGUGGGAGGGCAUCCUCGUAGAGUUCUCAAAGGAUCCAUGUGCUCCAAACGACCAGUAGUCCAUGUGAUCGUGUCGUCAUCCUCGCGCCCUGGCUCCUGGCUACUCUCAGGCGUCGGGGGGAGUGAGUCGACCGGCUG
This is a messenger RNA of Microdochium trichocladiopsis, 2619 nucleotides long. RefSeq lists its product as uncharacterized. Lineage: Eukaryota; Fungi; Ascomycota; Sordariomycetes; Xylariales; Microdochiaceae. The transcript has 2 exons. Gene Ontology annotation, molecular function: nucleic acid binding. The coding region runs from base 75 to 2357 and encodes 760 amino acids. The record is from RefSeq and is a predicted model, not a curated record.